AGACUUAUUAAGUUUGAUCCAUGACCUGAUUCCCCAUCCGUGCUUAUUGCAGUUGCUAUGGUAAUAAAAUCAGAGGACCUAAGCAUGAGUGAAAAUGAAGACGAGUCAUCUCCCAAUGGAAAGAAAUCUCCCAAAGAGAUAUCGUCUGUUUCCAUAACAACGUCGCGCAUAACGAGACAGUCGGUAUCUCGCAACAAUCCUCCCUCAAAGAGACCUAAGUUAGAAGCGCCCCUAACAACGAGCGUCUCCCUGGCAACGAAUGUCAGCAGCGUCUCUCCUCCUCCUCCUCUUCCUUCUACUCCUAAUGUCAGCAGUGUCAGCAGUGUGCUACCUUCCUCUGUUCAGCAAGAAGCAGGUUCCACGCUACAAGAGACCCUAGCAACCCUGAUCAGCAACCUAGGAGAACUGCAACCUAAUCAGCUAGCUAAACUUGCUGGAAUGCUUUCUAAGAAUCUCUCAAACGGAUCUGGUAACAGUGCACCAGCUCCCCAGUUCAAGUGUGACAUGUGCCCCGCUUCAUUCCACACUCAGAGUGACUACUUCAAGCAUGUCACGUUUAGUCACGAGUCUGAUUGUGGAAUUUGUCUGAAGAGUUUCUCUACACACGCCCUGCUGGAAGAACACGUACAAAGUGAGCACCCUACUGACCAACAACCUCCUAGCAAAAACACAGAUGAGCGCAUGACUUGUCCAGUGUGCAAUGAUAAGUUUUACGACGAGGUGGAACUCCAGGCUCACUUGUACAGUCACAAGCAGAUCUUCCCUUGCGAGCUCUGCAGGGAGGUGUUCGGAGAACACAGGAACUUAGAGCUGCACCUGAAAGCGUUCCACGAACAACACCGGCCCCACACCUGUAACAUGUGCACAGAGACCUUCUGUACUGCUUCAGAACUCUACAAACAUAUCAGUUUUAAACACGAUCUGGACUGCACUAUUUGUAACCAGCCCUUUACUAGUGCUGCAGCGCUGAAAGCGCACAUAAAGCAUCAGCACACUUUCGAGUGUUGUGCUUGUGCUGUCCAAGGAACUGUCAAGAUCUUUAACACGGUCGAGUCGUACGAUAUCCACCUGUCUCACUUUCACAAGGGAAUGGAGUUCUACAAGUGUAUAAAGUGCAACAAACGUUACAUAUCCCUACCGGAGUUCCAGAACCAUGUCAUGGAGGCGCACCAAGCUAAGCCACCUGAAACACCCGACAAUAGUGAAAGUGAAACCAAGCAGCUGGAGGAGGAGGAGAUGAAAGAGAAAUGUCAGUUUUGUGACACUAGUUUUGUCUCCUCUGCAGCUCUACUGUCCCAUGUGCGUGAGAUACAUGACAACUCGUGCGUGUACUGUGAAACUGUCUGCAACAACGGAGGAUUGGAAGAGCACAUGAGCUCUAUUCACUCUAGAAAGUGUGAUAUUUGUAACAUUGUCUACAGAGAGCAGUACUUAAUCCUGGAACAUUUUACUGCAGUUCAUCCUGAGUUAACGUUGACGAAGUGCUGGCUGUGCGAGGAGCGGUUUAUAACAGCACAUGACUUAAUAAAACAUAGCCGAGCAAAGCACUGCAAGGAGCUGAACCUUAACUCCUCGGACAAGACUUCCCAGGACGAUACAAAGCACCCUUGUAAGAGUUGUGAUGAGGUCCUCUCCAGUGCAACCGAGCUACUCACACACAACAAAUUGGAUCACAAUCCCCGGUGUACGGUGUGUAAAGUACAGAUGUCCUCUGCUAGAGACCUGGAUCUGCAUAUAUCCUCUCAGCACUGCAUUUCCUGUGAGGACUGCAGUGACCGCUUCUCUUCUAAGCUAAUGCUCAGGAACCACAUUACGACAAAGCAUCCUGAGAAGGAGAUAUUUCACUGUAGGAUAUGUCUGGAACACUUCUCCAACAAACCCGAGCUAGCCAAGCAUUUCAGUAAACAUAUCCCGGUAUCAGCUGGAUCGAAAACUACUACAGGCUCUGCUAUCAAACAUUACCUAGGAAAGCUGCCUGGAGUGCCAUGUAAGCGACCUGGUGGUGGUGGUGGUGGUGGUAUGUCCUGCGCCAUCUGCAGGACCAAGUUCAGUUCUAUCCCUGAGUACGAGGAGCACGUGCAAAGCGCGCACGAAAAGAACUUCUGCUCCUGUGACAUCUGCUCUCACUGCUUUGUUUCUGAAACAGCUCUUCACAAACAUAUUGAGAUUUAUCACGAGAACAUAGUGUUCUACACGUGCAACAAGUGCCCCAAAAAGACGUUGAGCAAGCCUGAACUUGAUAAACACAUCUCCCUGCUUCACAAGAACGAUUACGAGUAUACAACAUGUGAUGUGUGUCAGGAGAAGUUCACUAAUCAGAGCGACUACUUCAAACACAUCUCCUUCGCUCACGAUACUUCCUCUGAAGGCGGGGUCAACAAGUGCACUAACUGUACUGCCUCGUUUGCAAGCGAGACAGCACUAGCGGAACACCAACUAACAGCCCACCAGAAGAGCAAGUUCUUUGUAUGUAAAAUGUGCGGGGUCAAGUUCACUAGCUACUACAGACUUAGCAGACACAUGAAACUGGAACACAAGGGGAACGAGUAUUCCUGCGAUGUGUGCAACAAGUCCUUCUCCACGGUGCUAGCUCUCUACCGACACCAGAAGUCUUACCACGAGAACGAGCUGGGUGUCAGGAUCUGCCUCACCUGUGGAGCUAGGUUAGCGAGCCAGAAGUUGCUACAAGAUCACGUGGCCCAACAUUUCUCCUCCUCUGAUCUCAAGUGCAAACAGUGCAACAUUAACUUUACUUCAGUACCAGCCCUCAAGGAACACAACCUUUUCCAUCAACGCCAGGAAUAUAGAUGUAUAGAUUGUGGCAAGACGUUCACUACCCAGACUGAUCUGAAAGUGCACGUGUCAGUUGAUCACGUGGGCAUGGUCAUGUGCACUGUGUGUGAGGAAGCCUUCCAAGAUGAGAAAACACUGGAGGUUCACAUGAAGUUCCAGCACUCUUCUGAGUCCGAGAAAACUUAUCGUUUUCCAACACAACAAUUCUCCAGAUGUUCUGAUUGUGGAGACUGUUUCCCAAGUAGCAGGGAGCUAAAAGUGCACGUUACUCUUAAACACCUCUGUCAAUCUCUAACUGCUUCUGGUGACGGUACCCCUAAGUACAACUGUGUGGACUGUUCUGAGAGUUUCACGGAGAAGCAGACUCUGAAAGCUCACAUACAAUCUAAACACACCAGUAUGUUGGCUUGUAAAGGAUGCUUUAUGAUGUUCCACUCCAAGGAGGAGCUAUCUGAUCACGACUGUGGAUACCUCACUGUGCAGUGCAAGCAGUGCUCAAUGAAGUUGCGGAACAAGCCAGAAUUGGAGGAACACAUGAUAUCUCACAUUUCAAUCAACGUUAACAAACAAUACUGUACUCUCUGCAACCAACAGUUCUCCAGUUUAUCAGAGUUAGAGUCCCACGAGUGCAGAGAGAAGGAGUCUGGGGAGGAAGCGACACGUGAUGCCCAUAUAAGGGAAGACUCUACACUGAAAGUAUCUGAUUUAUCCACUGCUGAGCUCCAGCUAUUAUUAGAUACUCUUACUGGUGGACUAGGGAAAGCUCAGAACUCCCCAACAAAGAAACCGAACUCAGCUCUCAACUCUAGUCCGGGUAUAUCCACACCCCUUUCCACCCCUUCUUCAACUCCCGUCUCUACUCCCAUCUGCUCCACAAGUAGUAGUAGUGAUGGUCCUAUAGUAUCUACUCCUACCUCUACGGGAGGAAAGAGUAAAGCCUCCCCCUCUAAAGUGCCCAGCACCCUGGCUGGGAUAAUAUCCUCUCUAUUUGGUCCGGGGAUGGGCGGACUCAGUCCUCAGGCUGUUCUAGAAGCCUUGUCGGAGCUCCCUCCUGCUAAAGUAACGGAACUGCUCACUACUCUGACUGUUAAUCAGGACAUGCUGACCUCACUAACAGGCGUUAGCUCUCUUACUGGCGGGAGUAUGAGCACAAGAGAGCUGGAUUGCUUGCAGAGUACAAGAGAGGGGAUCAUAUCCUCCCUCGCUACGAACCCUCCUAAACUCCCAGACUCUCUUGUUGCUGACAAAGAUGUUAGAAUGAAAACAGCUGAAUUGCCUGCGGAGUUGCCGUGUCCCCGAUGUAAGGACAAGUUCAUCACAAAACAAGCUCUAGCGAGUCAUCUACAGGCUUGUGCUGCUCCCUCUGAUAGACCAGCUCAACAAACUCCCAACAAAACAGCCUCUAAAGGCUCUAAACCUAACUUGAAACUCAUUCACAGACAGCUCUUUAUUGCUGCUCAGAACAUUGACGUUUCUCUUCUAAAUAUCAGCCAGGUGGAGACACUAAUACAAGUGUUAGCAUCAGAGGACGGUAUAAAGAGUGUACCCCAAGCCAGGGUUGUAGAUUUGUUGGACACUAUUGAGAAAUGGGUCAAGAAGAAAGAGGCAUUGGAGAGAGAGAUGAGAAAGAAAGCCAAGUUGUCCCAAUCUCCGUCAGCAUCUCCCAAACCAACUCAAAACUUACCAAUACCUGCCCGCAACUCACCCUUACCCUUAUCAGCUAGGAACUCACCUCUUCCUAAAGAUACCGUCACCAGCCCUCGAGUCAGUAACACUAAAAGUACUACUAGUUACCAUGACAACACUACUACUACAAAUAAGAACUUGUCUCCGGUGAAGCCACCCUCUCUUACAGACUGCUUACCCCCUCAGAUUACUGCUGCUAUCCUACCUGCUAUCAAGGACGAACAGACUGACCUGGGGUUGUUAACUAAGAUCUGUACUGGUAUGGGCGGGUGCAAUGUCUCCCUCCCUGAGUCUCUCUCCACCCAUCUCUCUCUUGCUGUCACCAAAUCUAUCCAGAUCUUGCGACAUCCAGACUCCACCAACAAAAGCACUCUGUCGGAGCUGAAAGCGAUCAUCAUCAGCAUCUUGGGAGAUAAAAGUAGUUCAGAUAACUCAAUAAAACAGGGCAUUAUGAACGUUCUGAAGAGGAACUACAGAGCAAGAGACUUGCACGGAACCACCACGGUGGAUCUGGAUACUUUUGUUCAGUAUUUAGUGAAGGCAGUGUUACCAGGUUUAGGUGAACUCAGUCCUAACUUGUUGACAUUGCCGUUCUUGUUGGACCUGGUGUUGAAGAAUAAUAAGUUCGUGGGACAUGUCACUACUUCUUGUUCCAAAACGUUGAGUUCAGUUUCAGAAACUGCUGUAAGUACCAGUUCGGUGUCAAAUAAUUCAACAGUAGCCAGUUCAAGUUGAAAUCGGAGUUUUUAGCUUACGCGUUGAGUAGUCAUAACGUUUCCAUCUAUUUGAGUCUUUAUUGAUAUUAUGUUUAUAUGAGUUUAAAUUAUUAUUUGUUUUUAAGCCUAGGGCAGAUAUGUCUGUUUUUCGAAUCAUAUUAUCAUGUUGCAUUUUAGCUUUUAAUCACAUUGAUUACCAGUACCACUUUACAAUUUAUCAUCAAUCAUGAGAUUUAAUUUC
Molecule: messenger RNA, 5436 nt
Organism: Bolinopsis microptera
Lineage: Eukaryota; Metazoa; Ctenophora; Tentaculata; Lobata; Bolinopsidae
Product: zinc finger protein 91-like
Exons: 33
Coding region: 58-5214 (1718 amino acids)
Biological process (GO): regulation of transcription by RNA polymerase II
Cellular component (GO): chromosome
Molecular function (GO): chromatin insulator sequence binding
Source: RefSeq, a predicted model, not a curated record